AUGUCGAACCAAGAAAAUAAUCAACAGUUGAUCGGUUGGUCCAAGAUUGUCAUGAUCAACACAGGAUUUUGGAAGCGGCCCAUAAGCGAAAUCAAAUCAGUUCAACUAUGUUUCCAAGUUUAUUCAGUUUUGGCCAAACUCGCUUACAUUUCACUUUGGAUUCUUACAACGGUUGAACUUAUCAGAAUGUUUUUGAAUGACUAUCCAGAUCAAAUCAAAUUUCAAGCGUUAAGCAUUGUAGCUAGUUGUACAAUAAUAGGUUCGAAAACGUUGAUUUACCUUAAGUAUGACGUCAUGGAGAUGUUCCAUGAUGUUAUUGAAAAAGAAAAGGAAGUGUGGAGAUCAUCAAGUGAAGAAAUUAAAAAUCUUUAUCGAGCUAAAAUUCGCGUUUGCAAAGCUUAUAUGUUGACUUUAUGUGGAUUUACAGCUAUAUCAUUAAGCUAUUUCGAACUAGCAGGUGCAUUUGCAAUGGUUGAAUUAAAACACCAGAACUUGAUAAGUAAUCAAACCAUUGAGCCAAACUUUAUGUACCUAACAUUUUUUCCAAGAGACAAACUUGGUAACUUGUAUUUAACAUUUAGCUUGCAGACAAUAUGGUCAUGGGCUGGCUUUAAUUUCAAUGGUAUGACUCACAUGGUUUUUUUAACAUUAGUCAGCUAUUCUGCUUCACAGUUGGAGAUGUUGCAAGUGAAACUUAAAAACUUUAUAGGGCCUGGCGAUUUUAUUGCCGAUGCAAAAUACAAUGAGACAAUUUCUGUUUUAAAAAACUUAAUUGAUGAACAUAAGUAUAUCAUCGGAUUUGUUCAACAUUUAAAUGAUUGUACAAAGUAUGUCAUUCUCAUGGAAUAUGGUUUAAGUUCGCUGAAUAUGGCGUCAGUAGCCCUGAAUUUAAUACAAAGUGAAGCUGUUGCCGACGCUUUGUAUGAUAGCAGAUGGCAUCUACUUAAAAAAGAUGGAAAGCAAAUGGUCCAGAUAAUGAUAGCACGCGCUCAAAGACCAUUAACUUUGACUAUUGGAAACUUUGGACCUAUGACAACUAAUUCCGCCGUUUUGGUUGUGAAAGCUGCUUAUUCAUAUGUGAGCGUAUUCAAUUGAAAUAUAUGUCAUCGAGACGAAUAUUCUUCUAAUUAAGUUAAAAUGCACAGACACUUUUGUAGCUUUAAAUUGUCAUCAGAUUUAUCAAAUAGAAGCAAAUUUUAACAAAAAUUGCAAUUACGGAGAGCACAAUAGAUUAAAUAUAAUUGUCAGGAUUUCAU
Messenger RNA from Ceutorhynchus assimilis (cabbage seed weevil), 1256 nucleotides. The record is from the annotation of a GenBank genome assembly. Lineage: Eukaryota; Metazoa; Arthropoda; Insecta; Coleoptera; Curculionidae.